Molecule: messenger RNA, 1319 nt
Organism: Daucus carota subsp. sativus
Lineage: Eukaryota; Viridiplantae; Streptophyta; Magnoliopsida; Apiales; Apiaceae
Exons: 1
Coding region: 167-1057 (296 amino acids)
Source: RefSeq, a predicted model, not a curated record
CACCUCAAACCUUAAUAUAUAAACUCACAUACAUGUACAUUACACACGUUUAAGUCUCUACAUGUGUGUCCUUACACAAACAUUGAGAGAGAAAAAUGUGCAUGUAGAGAGAGAUUGAGAGAGAGGGAGAGAGAUUGGGAGAGAUUGAGAGAGAGAGAUUUGUGCAAUGACUAAUGGUUGGGUUAAAUCUUUGCAGUGCAAGUCAAGAGCAGUUGAUGAUGUUGUGCAUUCAUCUAAACAGCAUUAUCAUAGUCUUAUAUCGCCUUCUGCUAGUUGUAGGAAGAGUGUUAAUAGUUUAAACGACGUCGUGGAGAAUAGAAAGAAUAAGUCGAAGAAGCAUAAAACUGCACCGGCGCCGGUGAAGGUGGUGCCGGAGGAUUUGAAGAAGGUGGGGUCGAGGAAAAAUGAAAAUGGGGAAAAUUUGGUGGGUGGGAGGGGGAGGGUCAGGGCGAGUGGGCUCACGCGCCACCGUCACGCGCCGGACGCGUUUUUCCCGGCGUUGACGGAGUUGCCGGAGGGUCAUCCGUCGAGGAAUGUGGUGGAGAUAAUAUUUCACACGAGUUGGAGCCCAAAAGCGUUUUCGGGUCGGAUCGAAAUGGUGUUCAAGGUUCAGAAUUUGACCCGGACGGUGACCCGGUUCGAGGAGUAUCGAGAAAUCGUGAAGGCGAAGGCGGUGGAAGCCGGUUUAGAAGGCGGCAGUGAAGACCACGCGCGGUGUGUUGCGGAUGGGAAUGAAGUUAUGCGUUUCCAUUGCUUGGGGCCCACCAACAGUGGCCCUUACGACCCUUGCGGCGGCGCGUGGACCUUCCACGCCGGCAGAGGAGCGGCGAUAUGCACUUUCUCCGGCAGCGGUGGGGCCCACGAGAGCGCCGGAGGUGGGAAGGGCAGAAGAGCUAUGAUGGUUUGUCGGGUCAUAGCGGGUCGGAUCCGGAAACGGGUCGGGUUCGAUACCAAGGACCGAGUUGGGUGUGACUCGGUGAGUGGGGAAAACAACGAGUUGCUAGUAUUCGAUUCUCAUGCGGUAUUGCCUUGCUUUCUCAUUAUCUACAAACUGUAAAAAUAUGAAUAUUAUGUUCACUCUUAUCUACUAAUAGCAUUUAUCAACACCAAUUUUCUCUACGUCUUGUUCUCUGGUUUUAUUAAUUUUUUUACCGUUUAACAUUUUAACUUCUUCAGCUUGUUCUUUGGUAUGAAGCUUGAAUUUUUGAAUUGGAAUUAGAGAAAAUUGGGUUGAUAAAUGUUUCGCAUGUAACAGCUCAUUUUAAGUAAAAUUUCUUGACUUAUCAGAUUGAUUUUGGAUUGUAAAUAGACUUGUUUGG